Messenger RNA from Neurospora tetrasperma FGSC 2508, 420 nucleotides. RefSeq lists its product as uncharacterized. The record is from RefSeq and is a predicted model, not a curated record. NCBI's taxonomy places the organism in Eukaryota, Fungi, Ascomycota, Sordariomycetes, Sordariales, Sordariaceae. The coding region runs from base 1 to 420 and encodes 139 amino acids. The transcript has a single exon.
AUGAACCACACCCCCGGACCUCCAGAGAAGUCGUCUCCAACAUCAACACCAUCAGUCCAUCUUGACUCGACACACGACAACUGCCCGCUGAAGCCAAAGAGACAGGGCGAUACCGUCGUCCGCCCAACCCCCCAGCAGCGCAAGGCUAUCCGUAGGGAAGGGGGCUUGCUAUUUGCAAAGAAGUACAGACGCCCAACACCCCCAAACAGCCAGGAAGAGACCGCUACCUCCUCUAAAGAGAUGCCCAACUACAGCUCUACCCCCUCAGGCCCAAAAAACUCCGACAGCCCGGCCCAGACCCAGCCCUCCGCCGACGAAGCUAUAAUUAAAGCCCAACUCAGCGAAUACUCCUCCUCGGACUCAACUAUCCGCCGUUCUAACCGCCACAAAACGCCCUCCCGGAAGGCCGCCGGUCUAUAA